Corythoichthys intestinalis (scribbled pipefish) is the source of this 1670-nucleotide messenger RNA. RefSeq names its product outer dense fiber protein 3-like. NCBI's taxonomy places the organism in Eukaryota, Metazoa, Chordata, Actinopteri, Syngnathiformes, Syngnathidae. The record is from RefSeq and is a predicted model, not a curated record. The transcript is spliced from 9 exons. The coding region runs from base 394 to 1203 and encodes 269 amino acids.
UGACGUCAGCGACCAAGUUGAGCUCAGCGUCGGCUGUGCGCGCGCGCUAUUAAAUCACCACAACCGUUUAGUGCAUAAGCACUUGUGUGCUGUGUUUCUCGCACACGCCAUUCGAAUACAAAUGAGCCGCCGGGUGACUCGUCAUCACAUUCAGGCUGUAAUUAUGUCAUCUCCCAUCCGGAACACAGCGGCGGCGUCAGUAUGCUAAAAUGCUGGAUAGCACUUUAGUCCAACGCGAUAAACUUCGGCAACAAAGACCAGGGCCGUCUUGACAGUUCAAUGAGCGCGCUGAUUUCCGGAUCACAAGAAGACUCACAUGACGAUUAGGAUUUGCAAAAGGUUCCAAAAACGUGCAUGAUAGGAAGUGUCCACUUCAUGCUUCUUGCUAAAUAGAUGAUGCCUAAUGUAGAGCCUUGGGUAGGAACAUGGAGGCCUCACAGACCGCGAGGGCCCAUAGCUGCCUUCUAUAGCAGCCCAGGGCCAAAGUAUGCACUGCCUUCAUUGACGGGUUCGACUCUACAUGAUCCGACCAAAUACAAAGCGCCGAGUUACAGUUUUCGGGCGAACCAUGACACAGGUAAUAUGCAAGAAAUCUCGCCGGGACCGAAGCAUCUCAUCCCGUCCAACAUCACGAAAACUGGCCGGGACGGGACGCCGGCGUUUUCAUUUGGCACUCGUCCCAAAGAUUUUGCACGUCCCCAAGUGCCUGCGCCCAAUCAUUACCACCCUGAAAGUUCAGACAAGGUCACUUACCAUUCUUCUCCUUCUUAUACAUUGUCUGGAAGGUGGAAGCAAACUCCGUUUAGCAACCAGACUACACCUGGUCCAGCAUCCAACACUCUACCUCCUGUCUUUGGACCCAAAACUGUUAAUAUCCGUGCAGCACCGGCACACUCGCUCUACGGUCGAAAUAAGUUAGGCAACUUCAUGGGUGACUACUCAAAGUCUCCAGGCCCUGCAGCUUAUCAAGCCGUGGACCCCAAAAUCUACCUAACCAAAUCGCCGCAAUACAGCAUGCCGGGACGCAAGUUCAUGCCUCAAUGCGCUACGAGGACACCGGCACCCGGAGUCUACUGUCCUGAAAAGGUCACCACCGUCCACUCCAAAGCACCGGCCUUCACUUUCGGACUCCGUCAUUCGCAAUACACGAUGAACCCCAUCAUGGACGCGGACAGAUACCAACAAUCGUUCACUUUCCUCUGAGUGGGACGUUCGUUUGACGCGGCGGCAUCAUAAUGAGAUUCAUUCACGAGAUCUCGCAAUAUGACGUUUGUAAUAUUUGUCUACAAAUUGCAAACCGUGCUGUGAUUCCUCCUUCAAUUAAAGGUUAGGUUUACUAAAACCGGCCCUUGAACAGGAGGCACUUAUGAUCUUAAUAACACUGUGUACUGCAAGUAUUUUUUAUUUUGUAGUAAGUCAUCGCAGUUAUUGUUUUAUGUGCCUUAUUUUCUGGCAGAGCGACGAUCAGUUAUAUUUUUUUAUAUCGAGAAUUUUUGAAAAAAAAUAAAAACAUACCAUUAAAUUGGGCUAAGGUGAGAAUAAAUUUAACUUUUUUUUGGUUUGUUUUAUAGCAUUUUUUGUGAUAUGAAUGUAAAGUAUUUGUGUAUAUACAGUUAUUUGUGUUUAUAUGGUGAGAAUGCUGAAUAAAUAAGUCGGAAAUGAACUACGAC